Messenger RNA from Eublepharis macularius, 497 nucleotides. RefSeq names its product betacellulin (gene BTC). The annotation marks the transcript as partial. NCBI's taxonomy places the organism in Eukaryota, Metazoa, Chordata, Lepidosauria, Squamata, Eublepharidae. Gene Ontology annotation, biological process: epidermal growth factor receptor signaling pathway; positive regulation of cell population proliferation; positive regulation of mitotic nuclear division. The record is from RefSeq and is a predicted model, not a curated record. The transcript is spliced from 4 exons.
CCUCGCCUCGCCUCGCCUCUCCCAGGCCGCCGGGGGAGCCGCCAGCUGGCCCGGGGCGGAUGGGAUGGCGGGCGCGGGCGGCGCUGCUCGGCGGCCCCCGGCGGGGCUCCUCCUGCGGGCUGCUGUGAGAGAGGUUUUACUGGUGCAAGAUGUGAGAGAUUGGAUCUCUUUUAUCUGAGAGGAGAUCAAGACCAAAUCGUGGUCAUUUCUUUGAUAGCGGUGUUGGUGAUGCUGAUCGCCCUGGUCACGUGCCUGUGCGUUUGCACUCGUUACUGUCAGAAGAAAUACCUGCAGAAGAAAGAGAAAGAAAUGAGGACAUUUGAUAAGGGACUACCUGUUAAAACUGAGGAUGUUUUGGAGACAGCCAUUGCGUAAAGGUUGAAAGAGGAACGGCCAUCGCUAGCAAAAUGGUUUUGUGGAGGAGGCCCUCGCUCUGGAGGCAGUUUCUCCCCCUUUUCUCCAGUAUCUGUUUCUCCACUUCUCCACCAAUAAAAGAU